Molecule: messenger RNA, 2409 nt
Organism: Brassica napus (rape)
Lineage: Eukaryota; Viridiplantae; Streptophyta; Magnoliopsida; Brassicales; Brassicaceae
Product: embryonic protein DC-8-like
Exons: 2
Coding region: 67-2274 (735 amino acids)
Source: RefSeq, a predicted model, not a curated record
CAUAAGAAUCAUUAGAGAUUAAAAAAGAACAAAACAAUCUAAAUCAUAAAUCUUGUAGUAAUUACAAUGGCGUCAGAGCAAGCAAGAAGAGAGAACGUGGUGAAGGAAAGAGAAGUUCAAGUGGAGAAAGAUAGAGUCCCGAAGAUGACGAGUCAUUUCGAGUCAAUAGCCGAGAAAGGCAAAGACUCCGACACGCAGAGGCAGCAGGAGACGACGACACACUUUGUGUCGCUCUCGGACAAAGGGAACGAAGGAGAAGGGGAGACGAAGAUGAAGAUGACUAAGAUGCCUCACACCGUUGGGAAGUUCGUUGUGCAUAGUGGUGAUAAGGAAGGAACGGGAAAGAAGGAGGAGGAGGAGCAAGAGAGGGCAACCCUAGAGGAUAUUCAAGGGUUUAGAGCCAAUGCUCAGCAGAAGUCGAUGGAUACGGUACGAGCAGCGGAGGAGAGGUAUAACAAGGCUAAGGAGGGUUUGAGCCGUGGCGGACAAGGAGGACAACAAGUGGAGGGAAGAGGAAGAGAGUGUGGUGUCCAUGUUACUCACGGUGGGACUGAGAAAGGAGGAAGCGUGCAAGACACGGCAAGUGAGAAGACUCAGAGAGCUUCUGAUUACGCGAGGGAGAAGGCAAGGGAAGCUGGACACGUGGGGGCUCAAAGAGGGCAAGAGGCUAAAGAACAAGCUGCAAGAGCCAAAGACUACACUAUGGAGAAGGGAGGAGACGUGAAGGACACGGCAAGUGAGAAGACUCAGAGAGCUUCUGAUUACGCGAGGGAGAAGGCAAGGGAAGCUGGACACAUGGGGGCUCAAAAAGGGCAAGCUGGUAGAGCUAAAGAUUACACUAUGGAGAAGGGAGGAGACGUGAAGGACACGGCAAGUGAGGAGAGUCAGAGAGCUUCUGAUUACGCGAGGGAGAAGGCAAGGGAAGCUGGACACAUGGGGGCUCAAAAAGAGCAAGAGGCGAAGGAACAAGCUGCAAGAGCCAAAGAUUACACUAUGGAGAAAGCUGGUGAAGCCAAAGAGACUGCGGCUGAGAAGGCUCGGAGAGCUUCUCAAUAUGCAACUGAGAAAGCAAAAGAAACAGCAAACAUGACAGCUGAACAAGCUGCAAGAGCCAAAGACAUGGCUUUACAGAAAGCUGCUGAAGCUAAAGACACGGCGGCUGAGAAGGCUAAGUAUGCAACUGAGAAAGGAAGAGAAACGGGCAUCACGGCGGCUGAGCAGGCUGCAAGAGCCAAAGACUUGGCUUUACAGAAAGCUGUUGAAGCCAAGGACAUUGCGGCUGAGAAAGCUGCAAGAGCCAAAGACUACACUCUUCAGAAAGCUGUUGAAGCUAAGGACAUAGCGGCUGAGAAAGCUCAGAGAGCUUCUCAGUAUGUAACCGAGAAAGGGAAGGAGACUGGGAACCUUACUGCUCAGAAAGGACAAGAAGCCAAAGAACAGACGGUUUCAGUGACGGCAAAAGCCAAAGACUAUACAGUUCAGAAGGCUGGUGAAGCGGUGGAAAUGAGCAAAGAAGCGGCUGAGUAUGCAAAAGAGACGGUGGUGGAAGGAGGCAAAGGAGCUGCGCAUUACACUGGAGUGGCGGCCGAGAAAGCUGGUACGGUUGGGUGGACAGCGGCGCAUUUCACCACGGAGAAAGUGGUGCAAGGGACCAAAGCGGUCGCUGGUACUGUGGAAGGAGCGGUUGGUUACGCAGGGCAUAAGGCGGCGGAAGUUGGUUCUAAGGCGGUGGACUUGACUAAGGAGAAAGCUGCAGUGGCUGCUGAUACGGUGGUUGGGUACACAGCGAGGAAGAAAGAGGAAGCUCAACACAGAGACCAAGAGAUGCACCAGGGAGGUGAGGAAGAGAAGGGACGAGGUUAUGUCACGGAACCAAGGGGAGGGUUUCAAGAGGAGUACAAAGGAGAAAGAGGGAGUACCGAGGAAGAUGUCUUUGGGUAUGGACCAAAAGGCUUCUCCGGAGCAGAGAGGAGAGACGUCAGGGAGGAGUACGGAAGAGGAAGAGAGAGUGAGGAAGAUGUCUUCGGAUAUGGAGCACAAGGAGGAGUCUCCAGAGAUGUCGGGGAGGAGGAGUUCUACGGAGGAGGAGGGAGAAGGAACGAGAGAUAUGCCCAAGAACAAGGGGCUGGAGCGGGUGGAGUGCUUGGGGCUAUUGGCGAGACUAUAGCUGAGAUUGCAAAGACUACAACGAACAUAGUUAUUGGUGAUCCUCCUGAGAGGACACAUGAGCAUGGAACUGCUGGUUAUAUGGGACAGGAACAUGGACGUCGUUGAUAAGUGAAAAAGGAGACAUGUUUUGUUUUUUGUUGUUGUCUAAAAGGGUUUUUGUAUGUAAAUAACAAAAAGCUCUGUUUCUGUUAUGUAAUGGUUGGUGAACCAAUACCAUCUCCACUGGUCUUUUAUCUACUC